AUGGAAGACGCCGAUCACAAGAUGUAUGCACCGUAUGUGUACAGAGGCCGUGAUGGCCUUCUGCGCGACGGCCAAGGCCGGCAAGGCCGCGAAGCAAAUCUGCUUAGCGAAUUCUCACGGGACAAAUUGCUCUGGCUCUUUCGUACUGAUCAGGAAGGAUCCCACCGAUAUAAGAUUCACACUAUUGUUGAUAUUCCCUCCUAUGAACCCUCGGUUCGCGAUGCUGCUGCCAACUGCCUGUCUGAUAUCCCAACAUAUCAUUGGAUCGAUAUCUGUAAUAAAUCAGUACCGGUCUAUAUUCUGCCAGGGAAAAGAUGGUUACUACUCCGCGUUGUACUUCACAAUUAUAUUUACCGACGGUGGUUCCGCCCAUAUCGAAGCGAAAUCGAUUCUAUGCACUUUAUCUGCAAGUUCGUGAUCCCACAGGACCUGCCUGAUAAUAAAAAAGUUUCUCUAUCGACUGUGGAUACUAUUAUCGCCUUAAGCAAAGCUAUUAUUGCCAAAUUUGAAUCACAGCGCAUUAUCGAAGUUGAAACGCGCGCCGUGACUCCAAACUGGUGCAGCAUUUCCUGGAGCAGUCCAAAAAACCUAAAUCCUUACAUCCUCCAACCAUUAUUCCGAGCGUUAGUUAUUAUUGUCUCUCAUGAGAAAUACAACAAAGAACCCUCCACGGCACUUGGAGAUCUUCCUGUCUAUUUAGCUCAAACAGGUAUGGAAGAAGAACUCAGCGCACCUAUUUCGUUUGAGCCUCUCGCAGGCAAGAUUAUCUGUCAUAUCGAACCUGGACGUGUUAUUCAAGUCACUCUAGAGACAGCCAUUAAUUUUGUCAUCGGGCUAGAGGCCAGAGAGGCCGCUGCGUUUGGACUUCGACCUGAUCCGGCAACCAAUUGGAAACCGGACGAAGACAUGCUUGAGGCUUGGCGGUCGAUAGGAGAGACUGAGCCGCUAGUCGGGCCAAACUCUCAAUGGGUAGACGACAAGAUAUAUCCGGAGUGGUCAGGGAGGGGGAAGUGGAACGAGGCUUCGCUCAUGCCCCGGUAUGAAAAGACGGCGUUUUGGAUGGAGGGUCAUAGAGAAGCCAUAGAAGAGAGGUACAAAGAAGCGCAGCGAGCAGCAGCAGACGCGGCUCGUGCAUCUGCUGCUGGUAGCCACGGCCAAUAA
Messenger RNA from Trichoderma breve, 1161 nucleotides. RefSeq lists its product as uncharacterized. NCBI's taxonomy places the organism in Eukaryota, Fungi, Ascomycota, Sordariomycetes, Hypocreales, Hypocreaceae. The transcript has a single exon. The record is from RefSeq and is a predicted model, not a curated record. The coding region runs from base 1 to 1161 and encodes 386 amino acids.